UCCUAUUUGAACCAAUGAAAAAGAUAUCGGCCUAUGUUUUGAUAUAAUCAAAACGAUGAUCAGAAUCAAUAAAGGCUUUGAACAAAUAUUUACUCUUGGAGGCCCUGAGUGUUUUUUUUAUUAUUGUUUUCUUGAAAAGGGAGUCAAGCCACAGUUUUUCUUGCGGGCUGUCACAGAAAAAAAAAUUUUUUUUUUUUAUGUUAUAAAAAGCGGGCAAUGGUUCAUUUCUGUUCAUCUUUCUCUUUCUCGCAUUUUAAUAGUAAAAAUGGCUCCUGUCAAGACCACCCCUGUUGCUGUCAAGAAGUCCAAGUUCAUCAUUGACUGUUCUGGUCCUGCCAAUGACAAGAUCUUCGAUGCCGCUGCUUUCGAAAAGUAUCUUCAUGACCGUAUCAAGGUUGAUGGUCGUACUAACAACCUCGGUGAAGCCAUUGCCAUCUCUCGCUCUGCUGACAACAAGAUCACUGUCGUUGCCAACAUUGCUUUCUCCAAGCGUUACCUCAAGUACCUCACCAAGAAGUUCUUGAAGAAGAACCAAAUCCGUGACUGGCUCCGUGUUAUUGCUACUGACAAGCAAACCUUCGAACUUCGUUACUUCAACAUCGCCAACGAUGAAAACGAAGAAGAUGAGGAAUAAA
Rhizopus microsporus ATCC 52813 is the source of this 635-nucleotide messenger RNA. RefSeq names its product 60S ribosomal protein L22. Gene Ontology annotation, cellular component: ribosome. The coding region runs from base 266 to 634 and encodes 122 amino acids. The transcript has a single exon. Gene Ontology annotation, biological process: cytoplasmic translation. Gene Ontology annotation, molecular function: RNA binding; structural constituent of ribosome. The record is from RefSeq and is a predicted model, not a curated record. Lineage: Eukaryota; Fungi; Mucoromycota; Mucoromycetes; Mucorales; Rhizopodaceae.